Messenger RNA from Ipomoea triloba (trilobed morning glory), 2971 nucleotides. Its product is annotated as serine/threonine-protein kinase EDR1-like. Gene Ontology annotation, molecular function: ATP binding; protein kinase activity. Lineage: Eukaryota; Viridiplantae; Streptophyta; Magnoliopsida; Solanales; Convolvulaceae. Gene Ontology annotation, biological process: protein phosphorylation. The transcript has 15 exons. The record is from RefSeq and is a predicted model, not a curated record.
AAGUAUACUCGAAUCGAAUCCCCGCCUGUAUUUUCUCUUCUUGCCUCGUUUACAUCUUCUUUCUCUUUCUGCAAUCUCUAGAGCGUCUAUUUCGAAUCCUUUUUAGUGGCCAGUCAGCUGCAGUUGUGGAUUGAGACAUGAAGCUCAAUCUCCCGGAACCGUGAGAUUCAAAUGCUACCAGUGAACUGCUUUCAGAUUCAUUUCCGAAGAUCUGCUGCUGGUCAUAUGGCCUUCAGUUUGUGGGGAUUGGUGGAAAUAAAAGUCUCCAAAUCAUGUUUUUUCUUAGAUUAACUUUGCAAUUUACUAGCUCUUUUAUGGGGUGAAAGUUGAAAUGAAAUGUUAUUGCAACUCAAUUACCUCUGGAAAUGGAAGAGACACGAGAUGAAACAGGGCGUGCAGAACAGAGACAUCAUACUUCCGCAUAUUGGGCUUCCAAUUUUGUUGAAAAGUUUGGAUCUGUUUCCUUGGAUCCCAAAGAAGAAACACUGAGGAAUAAAGAAUUAACUGAGAAUGAAGUAGAUAAUAGUCCAUUGUCUCAGACAGCAUCCCAGAUCCUCUGGAGAACUGGAACGCUUUCUGAGCCAAUUCCAAAUGGUUUCUACUCAGUUGUUCCUGAGAAAAGGCUCAAAGAGCUUUUUGAAGAUAUUCCUACAUUUGAUCAGCUUCAUGCAUUGGAGCUUGAGGGUUUGAGAGCAGAUAUUGUACUUGUUGAUGCUGAGAAAGAUAAGAAGCUUUCUAUGCUAAAGCAACUGAUUGUUGCACUAGUGAAAGGCUUAAACUCCAAUCCUGCAGCAAUGAUAAAGAAGAUUGCUGGAUUGGUUUCUGAUGUUUAUAAACGACCCAAUUCUGAACUCAGCCCCGCAAAAGUUGCACUUGAGGAAACCUCUCAUGUUUCUGAAAACAGAGGUAUCCAGAUGCUAGGACAAAUAAAGCAUGGCUCAUGCCGUCCUCGAGCAAUAUUAUUCAAGGUUCUUGCAGAUACUGUAGGUCUUGAAAGUAGGCUAGUUGUGGGUUUGCCUACAGGAGGAGCUUCUGAGUGCACAGACUCAUAUAAGCAUAUGUCAGUACUAGUUGUGUUGAAUUCGAUGGAACUACUUGUUGAUCUAAUGCGGUUUCCUGGCCAAUUGAUCCCCCAAUCUGCCAAGGCUAUAUUUAUGACCCACAUAUCUGCUGCUGGUGAGAGUGACUCUGCAGAAAAUGAUUCCUGUGAUUCACCACUGGAGCCUAACAGCCCUCUCUAUGGGGUUUCAGAGAGAGGAGAUAUUGAGAGUAUUGAGAAAGAUGAUGCUGUCCAGUACCAGCGAAGACUAGAAGCAUCUUCAAAUGCAGCUGGGCCUUCAUUGAGGAACAUGAUGUUCCGGUCUUCCACUUCUAUUGACAGAAAUUUGAGUUCAUCGCAUAGUGAACCGAAUAUUGCUACAACAUUUUGGAGGAGGGGUCGAAGCAAGGUUAUCACUGAACCAAGAACUGCAAGUUCUAGUCCUGAACAUCCUUCCUUUCGAGCACGUGGCCGAUCCAUGCUUAGUGGUGAUCAUAAAACCUUCAGAGGCUAUACGGAUGAUGUUGCUACAUCAAGAUCAGAAGGUGCAUCCAUGUCAGAGACACGUAGAUUGAGAAGAAGAAGCAUUAGCAUAACUCCUGAAAUUGGUGAUGAUAUCGUAAGGGCUGUUCGAGCAAUGAAUGAAACACUGAAGCAGAGUCGUCAAGGAGAAAAUAGGCCAUUUCCUUGCGCUUCAAAUGACACAGAUAAUGCUUCCAAUCUUCAGAAAGAUGCAUCUGAUUUCCACUCUGAUGACCAUGAUGGCAUGUCUGGUAAACGGGCAAACUUGUUUGCUUAUUCAAGGGAGCACAUGAGUUCCCAGAAGGCAAUGUCAUUACCCUCCUCUCCUCAUGAAUUCAGCAGUCAGACUCCUCAAUCAAGUCUGGCUUUAGAUCACAGGGCAAAUGAAGAGAUGGUCUCAACUUGGAACAGGGUUCUUGAAUCACCAAUGUUCCAGAAUAAGCCUCUGCUACCUUUUGAAGAAUGGAAUAUAGACUUCUCAGAGUUGACUGUUGGCAUUCGGGUUGGGAUUGGUAAGCAUUGCUCUUUAUGCUUCUCCUCCUGGUACUUUUUUCUUGUGACUAAUGAUAUUCAAAAAUUGUUGCAAGCACUACUCAAAUCUUAAUGAUUUGUUGAUGCCCUUUGCCAUGCAGUGAUAUUAUUUCUUGGUGCAUGCACAAAGCCUCCACAUCUGUCAAUGGUUACUGAAUACAUGGAGAUGGGAUCGCUAUAUUAUUUGAUCCAUUUAAGCGGUCAGAAGAAGAAGCUCAGCUGGCGGAAAAGACUUAGGAUGCUGCGUGACAUAUGCAGGGGGCUGAUGGGCAUACAUCGGAUGAAGAUAGUUCACCGAGAUAUAAAAAGUGCAAACUGUCUUGUGAAUAAACAUUGGACAGUGAAAAUUUGUGAUUUUGGGCUCUCAAGAAUAGUGACAGAUGCACCAAUGCAAGACUCUACAUCUGCAGGAACUCCAGAGUGGAUGGCUCCAGAACUUAUUCGUAGUGAACCUUUCUCAGAGAAAUGUGACAUCUUUAGCCUCGGGGUUGUAAUGUGGGAGCUGUGUACUCUAAGUAGACCGUGGGAAGGUGUACCUCCUGAAAGGGUGGUGUAUGCUGUUGCUAACGAGGGAUCAAGGUUGGAGAUACCAGAAGGACCCCUGGGCAGACUAAUUGCAGAUUGUUGGGCAGAGCCUCAGGAACGGCCCAGUUGUGAGGAAAUUUUGACACGCCUGGUAGAUUGUGAAUACUCACUCUGCUGAUGCAAAAUCUGUUCUUUUGUAUAGAUACAAAUGGUAGAGGUAUUACAAUGUGUCGGCUCAAGUUGUAACUUUUCGAGUGAUUUUCAGCUCUACAAGUGUAGUGUUUGCCUUCAGCUUGACCAUUAAAACAUCAAAACCAUUUUGGGGCAAUCAGAAAGCAUUCCUUGUUUGUUCAA